CUUUCCUCUCCCCAACUCUGUUCGCGUCGACUUUCUGUUUUGCAGUGAUUUGAUUGCUUGCUCCCAGCUAUGUGAUUUGGUUCGGACACACCUCGCCUGCACCACCACUGAUUGUCCUCUUCAUCUUCAUCACCAAAAGAGAAAGCAGACGGCUCCAGUGAGUUGUGCUGCCGUCGCUCUCCAGGGAGGAAGAUGUCCGCUGGCUUCCCCGGGCCGGAGCCAGUUUAGGAAGAUCUUUUUUUCCCCACAGAGUUUCGUUAGGAAAACACCAACGUUUUGUUGCGCUUUGUGCCGUUGUCUUUUAACUUAAGAGACAACUGUCAGAGUCGGGCCCCCCCUCUCAAACACGGAGCUGCAUGGCUGUGAACCAGUGCCUUGGACGUUUUACGUCAAGUUCUGUCGUGCCAGGCCAAGGCGAGGGCGGACUGGAGAUGCCUUCAGGCUAAGAGAGCUAACGUCUGGACCAGGGCUAGACCGCAAAACACAGACUGCUUAGCACCAGUAGGAUCUUGGUGUGCUUUGUUUUUAAGACCCUCCUCAUACCGCCGGUGUGAACUAGAAAGGGCAGCUACACGAUAUGCCGAAAUAGCGGUUACUUUGUUAAGUUAGCUUGUUGUUUGAAUCUUAAGUUAUCUUGUAACGGCGCGACGUUAAGCUAGCAAAGUUAGCUGUGCAGCUUCUGUAUCAUAACAACACAAGCCAAAUGUCUAGUGAUUGUUCACUGACACAAAACACUGCAGGGAAGGUUGUCUGUCAGCACUAAUACACUAUGAUAUAUUAAAAUAAAAGUGUCUUUCUGAAGUAUUUAACACAGCCUAGGUGGGUGGACAAACAUGAGCACUAACUAACUAGCACCAAACGAAAAGAGGGGGUGAUAACAGGACUGACUGCUAUUUGAGCAUCUCAACUAAAGAAGUUAAAUUUGGGGUGUUUUUAGCACCUGCUUAAACUUGUAAGUCACAACAACGAGGAAAGGCAGCCGCUCAACCUGAUGACCAUGGAGGGAAAUGUACAACAACAGAAAACAACUCAAUUAGCCCGGGAACUGAUGAGGGUAUUUAACAGCUACAACAAGCACACCGUGCAGCUGAAGAAGAACCUGAAGGAAACUAACGCAUUCUUCCGGGAAAUAAGGCAAAAUUACAGCAAUGCUUGUGCAUCAACCAUGAGCUCGGAUUCUCUGGAGGCAGGACAGCUUAGCUGCAUCUCUUUCCCAAGCCAUGAGGAAGAGUUCCUACGUAACACUGUGGGUGCUGCCCCGAACAUUGUGGUACUAGGCCAAGACUGUGCUGCCCGCUACCAGCUGCUCAACUGCCUUCUGGGGGAGAGGCUGCUGCCGCUAGGCCCAGAGGCCGGAGAGGCUUGUGAAGGAGUCCAGGGCACUGUCUGCAAGAGGCGGAAGCUGUGCUUCACCCAUGGGAGGCAGACAAGGCUCAGCUUGGCGCUGCCUGGCCAGUAUGAGCUGGUGCACCAGCUUGCGGCUAACUGUGGCCGCUGGGAUACAGUGCCCCGGGAAGACUUGGAGAUCCAUGAGGAAUGUGAGGACCCAGCCCACAGGCUGGCAGAGCUGGAGAUCACCCUGCAUCACCCACUGCUACAGGGUUUCUCCCGUGUUUCCAGGCCGUCACCCGGCCCCCUCCCGUUCAGUUGUUACUCAAGGGAAACUCUGGAAGCAAAGGUCAUGGUGGUACCUUGUCCGAGUGUCCAGCCCAUAGAAGAGGCCCUUGAAGACUGCACUCGCAACGUGGUCCCCAUCAUACUCUAUGCCAUCAACCAGGACUCCCUAAGCACAGAGCAGGUGACUGAGCUCUGGAAGGUUAAAGAGAUGCUCCCCUUUCCCAUCUGUUUUGUUCGUAUCCCUGACAUCAUGCAAGCAGCCUCCCCAGAACCCGGCCGCCAAGCGGAAAAGGAAAAGGAGAGGGAGAAGAGCGCCCUCCAUAAGCAGCUACUCUCCCUUGGAUUCCUCAGUAGCCCAACAGGAAAGUGCUCCUGUGGUGCCCCUACACAGAUGCCCACCCCGGGUGCAAAGCCCCAGAGCAUGCUGGGUGAGGCUUUCGAAAGACUGCAUCGGUUGCUGGUGCCUUUUGCUCGCCAAGUGCUUCAAAACCAGCAGGUAGAGGCUGCCAACCUGCUUAAUGGGCUUCACUGUCGCUGUCUAGAUCUUUUCAUCAACCAGGCCUUUGACAUGCAGAGGGACCUGCAGAUAACACCCCGCAGGCUGGAGUACACCCGUGAGAAAGAGGGUGAACUCUUCACCUCCCUCAUGGCCAUCGCAAACCGCAAACAGGAAGAGAUGAAGGAGAUGAUUGUGGAGACGCUUAGCAGCAUGAAGGAGCAGCUGCUGGAGGAUGCUGCGAACUUGGAGUUUACAGACAUCAUUGUAACAUCUAAUGGAGAACCAGUUACGUCGAGGGACAUCAAAUCUUGCAUCCACCAGAUCCAAGAGCUGAUAGUGGUUCGUUUGAAUCAGGCCGUGGCGAAUAAGCUGAUCAGCUCUGUGGACUAUCUGAGGGAGAGCUUUGUAGGAACUCUGGAGCGAUGCCUCAACAGUCUAGAGAAGUCAAACUUCGAGUCUUCUGUCCACAAUAUCACUUCUAAUCAUCUCAAACAGUUAUUAAAUGCUGCCUAUCAUGUGGAAGUCACCUUUCAUUCAGGAUCCUCGGUCACAAGACUUUUCUGGGAGCAAAUCAAACAGAUAAUCCACAGGAUAACGUUUGUGAACCCUCCUGCCAUCACUCCAGAGUGGAAGCGGAAAGUGGCCCAGGACGCCAUUGAAAGUCUCAGCGCUGCCAAACUGGCCAGAAGCAUCUGCUCCCAGUUCAGAACUCGCCUCAACAGUUCCCACGAGGCCUUUGCAGCAUCCCUGCGCCAGCUGGAGGAAGGCCACACGGGGCGUCUGGAGCGCACUGAGGACCUGUGGCUGCGUGUGAGGAAGGACCACGCCCCUCGGUUAGCCCGCCUGUCUCUGGAGAGCCGCUCCCUCAGGGAUGUGCUGCUGCAUGGUAAGCCAAAGCUCGGGCGAGAGCUGGGUCGGGGGCAGUACGGAGUUGUGUACUUGUGUGACAGUUGGGGGGGACACUACCCAUGUGCCUUGAAGUCCGUGGUACCGCCUGAUGAUAAACACUGGAACGACCUGGCUCUGGAGUUUCACUACACAAGGACCCUGCCCAAGCAUGAGCGGCUCGUCGACCUGCAUGGCUCUGUGAUUGAUCACACCUACGGAGGCGGCUCCAGCAUCGCCGUGCUGCUCAUCAUGGAGCGGCUGCACAGAGACCUCUAUACAGGCUUGAAGGCUGGUUUAUCGCUGAGGGAGAGACUUCAGAUCGCUCUGGACGUGGUGGAGGGGAUCCGCUUCCUGCACAGUCAGGGCCUCUUGCACAGAGACAUAAAGCUAAAGAAUGUUCUGUUGGACAAACAGAAUCGUGCAAAGAUCACCGACCUGGGCUUCUGUAAACCGGAGGCCAUGAUGUCCGGCAGCAUCGUUGGGACCCCCAUCCACAUGGCUCCAGAGCUGUUUACAGGAAAGUAUGAUAACUCUGUGGAUGUCUACGCCUUUGGGAUCCUUUUCUGGUACCUGUGCACGGGUUCAGUGAAACUCCCAGAAGCCUUUGAGAAGUGCUCCAGUAAGGACCAGCUCUGGAAUAACGUUAAAAAAGGAGCCAGGCCCGAGCGGUUGCCCAGUUUUGAUGAGGAAUGCUGGCAGCUGAUGGAGGCGUGCUGGAACGGAGACCCUUCCCAGAGGCCCCUGCUCGGUAUUGUGGAGCCCGGCCUACAAAGCAUUAUGGUCCGGCUCUGCAACUGUGGCUCGGAGCAGAAAAGCAGCAGCCUCGAGGACUCAAACUGAAAACAGUCCAGACAAACGAACACACCUGUGAUAGGGAUUCUGAUCAGGAAAGUAUUUUUCUUGUAUUUAUGACGAACGAAGAUGAAGAGAGAAGAACAGGUGACCAGUGAAUAAUGUUGGAGCUAUCCUCCUUGUUCACAGUUGUUGGAUUUACAUUAUUUAUGAGGAAUUGAUACAGACCAGAAGUUUGCAAAUAUGUGUGUGUGUGUGUGUUUUAAUUGUUUGUUCAUUGUGUAUUUGUAUACAAAACUCUACAAAAUGCUUUUGUUGUAGCUGCUGUGCUAAUUGCUACUUGUCCUAGAAUUGUUACUAGAUGCAAAUUGUUUUAAAGUAGUCCAUUCCCAAUGUUAUGAAUAUAUAUAAAAGAUUAAUUUUAGAUUGUAUUUAAACGAAACAUGUCUGCAUCUAUACAAGUACAUCUUUUUUAAUAAAAUGAUGGUGCAACUCA
Messenger RNA from Micropterus salmoides (largemouth bass), 4292 nucleotides. It is a transcript of the gene dstyk, whose product is annotated as dual serine/threonine and tyrosine protein kinase. The coding region runs from base 992 to 3844 and encodes 950 amino acids. Gene Ontology annotation, biological process: protein phosphorylation. The record is from RefSeq and is a predicted model, not a curated record. The transcript has 15 exons. Gene Ontology annotation, molecular function: protein kinase activity; ATP binding. Lineage: Eukaryota; Metazoa; Chordata; Actinopteri; Centrarchiformes; Centrarchidae.